AUGGCCGCCAUUCUCAAGCUCCAGCGCAAAUAUCCUCAAUUCCCGCAGAACGAAAUCUUUCAGCUACAAGAUGCGUUCCGCAAACUCGAUGUGGACGACAAAGGCUACUUGGACGAGGCGACCGUCAUCAAGGCGACCCAACAGUCCGAGCGAGAGUCUUACGACGUGGUCAGGCAGGCCCUGAAAGAGGUCGAACUGGACAGCUCAAGAAGAGUCGAACUGGAGGACUAUGUCGACCUAAUCGCCAAGGUGCGCCAGUCUUCUCCGGCUCAGAGACGCAUAUCCGUUGGGCCUCAACAGCGGCCAGCCAACGUUGGAGGCAAUGGGCUGCCUGCGGCUCCAGGACAUGCUUCAAAGCCCAGUCUCGGCGGUGGUGGGAGAAUCCAAGUACAGGGGUCAUCGGCCAAUGUCACCCACACGAUAAACGAAGAAGAGCGGACUGCCUUCACCACCCACAUCAACGCCGUCCUUGCCGGUGAUCCCGACAUUGGACAUUUGUUGCCGUUCCCCACCGAUACCUUUGAGAUGUUCGACCAUUGCAAGGACGGUUUGGUUCUGUCAAAAUUGAUCAAUGAUAGUGUGCCGGAUACCAUUGAUGAGCGUGUAUUGAACAAGCCAGGCAAGAAAAUCAAGACUCUCAACGCAUUCCACAUGACAGAGAACAACAAUAUCGUGAUCGAAUCUGCCAAGGGUAUCGGCUGUUCCGUGGUCAAUGUUGGCGCCGGCGACAUCAUUGAGGUCCGAGAACACUUGAUCCUAGGUCUGAUCUGGCAAAUCAUCAGACGAGGUCUAUUGGGCAAGAUCGACAUCAAGCUGCACCCAGAGCUCUACCGGCUGCUGGAAGACGACGAAACCCUCGACCAAUUCCUACGUCUGCCACCCGAGCAGAUCUUACUGCGCUGGUUCAACUACCACCUCAAGAAUGCCGGCUGGGGGAGGAGAGUGAACAAUUUCUCCGGCGACGUCAAAGACGGCGAGAACUACACCGUGCUCCUCAACCAACUGAAACCGGAUAUCUGCUCCCGUGCUCCGCUACAGACACGAGACCUCCAUCAGCGGGCCGAAGAGGUCCUGCAAAAUGCAGAGAGAAUCGACUGCCGAAAGUUCCUAACUCCAACUGCACUUGUAGCAGGAAACCCCAAACUCAACCUGGCCUUCGUCGCCAACCUAUUCAACACACACCCAGGUCUCGACCCGCUCGAGGAAGGCGAGAAACCCGAGAUCGAAGACUUCGAUGCCGAAGGCGAGCGCGAAGCCCGUGUAUUCACCCUUUGGCUGAACAGUCUGGACGUCCAGCCACCUGUGAAUUCAUUCUUUGACGACCUGCGCGAUGGCACGGUUCUCUUGCAGGCGUACGACAAGGUCAUUCCUGGGAGUGUUAAUUUCCGGCAUGUGAACAAACCUCCCGCACACGGUGGGGAAAUGUCCCGCUUCAAGGCGGUCGAGAACACGAAUUACGCUGUAGAACUGGGUAAGCAGAACCGCUUUUCCCUCGUCGGUAUCCAAGGCGCAGAUAUAACCGAUGGUCAACGGACACUUACGCUCGGCCUUGUAUGGCAACUCAUGCGCCGGGACAUUGUCAGCACGCUCUCUGGACUCGCUCAGCGCAUGGGAAAACGCGAACUGUCGGAUUCAGACAUGAUCAAGUGGGCGAACGACCAGUCUCGCAAAGGCGGCAAAUCAUCUUCAGUUAGAUCGUUCAAGGAUCCUGCGAUCACCAGCGGUAUUUUCCUCCUAGACGUCUUGAACGGCAUGAAGGCCAAUUAUGUCGACUAUGAACUUGUGACGCCAGGGAAGACGGUCGACGAUGCGUACGCAAACGCGAAGCUGAGUAUCAGCAUUGCCAGAAAGCUUGGCUCCACGAUCUAUCUCCUUCCAGAUGACAUCGUACAGGGACGGGCGAGAUUGGUUACCACGUUUGUCGGCGCUCUGAUGAGAACGGCGGAGAAGAUGGGCGCUUAA
Messenger RNA from Cladophialophora yegresii CBS 114405, 1962 nucleotides. RefSeq names its product fimbrin. The transcript has 3 exons. The coding region runs from base 1 to 1962 and encodes 653 amino acids. The record is from RefSeq and is a predicted model, not a curated record. Lineage: Eukaryota; Fungi; Ascomycota; Eurotiomycetes; Chaetothyriales; Herpotrichiellaceae. Gene Ontology annotation, molecular function: actin filament binding; calcium ion binding. Gene Ontology annotation, cellular component: actin filament bundle; cytoplasm; actin filament. Gene Ontology annotation, biological process: actin filament bundle assembly; actin filament network formation.